CUCUUGUGCUGCGCAGAUGGGGAAUUGCGCUGUGAUAUUCGCACAAGCUGAUCUCUCACGUGACUGAUAACGAGGUGUUUGCACUGUUUGUCUCAGAAUUUCCAACCAUCUCGAGAUACGCCGCACGGAGUGAAGCUCUCAGCAGGAUCAAUUCAAGCCUUGACCUACGUUUCAGAUUGAUUCUCUUAUCAUGGAUCGCAAUGGGGCAGGCCAUGGAGUCCCGCCAGCCAAGCGACAGAGAACUGGGCACUUUCAACACGAUCAUGAUCAAAUGUGGCAUCGAGAGCAGCUUGUGAAGUCGGGCCUUGCACAACAGACUGGAAUUCAACAUGCGCACAAUCUUGCUGAAGACCAAGAGGACACUCGAGUACAUCUGAGUGUCCACGAGCUUCGACCUCCCUUCCUCGAUGGCCGCACGAUCUUCACCACCCAGCUGGACCCGAUUUCCGCCAUUCGAGAUCCCCAGAGUGACAUGGCUGUCUUCAGUAGGAAGGGAAGCAAGGUUGUGCGGGAACGUCGACAGCAGCGGGAGCGGCAGAGGCAAGCCCAGGAUGCGACGACGAUGGCGGGUACCACGCUAGGAAAUCUUAUGGGCGUCAAGGAGGAGGAGGAAGGUGACAGUGCGGUCGCUGCACCGGUUGAAGAGGUCUACAAGCGGGGAGGAAACAAGUUUGCUCAGCACCUCAAGAAGGAUGAAGGCGGGUCGAGUUCGUUUAGCAAGAGCAAGACUUUGCGCGAACAAAGAGAGUAUCUUCCUGCCUUUGCAGUGCGUGAAGAUCUUCUGCGCGUGAUUCGGGAUAAUCAAGUCGUUGUUGUCGUGGGUGAAACGGGCUCUGGAAAAACGACACAGCUAACUCAGUUCCUGCAUGAAGAUGGCUACUCAAAGUUGGGCAUGAUUGGAUGUACACAGCCUCGUCGUGUGGCAGCUAUGAGUGUCGCGAAGCGUGUCAGUGAAGAGAUGGAGGUGGACCUUGGUGAUCUCGUCGGAUAUGCUAUUCGAUUUGAGGACUGUACCAGCGAUAAAACUGUAAUCAAGUACAUGACGGACGGUGUCCUGCUCCGAGAGUCUUUGGCACAGGCGGAUUUGGAUAAAUACUCCUGCAUCAUCAUGGAUGAAGCACACGAGAGAGGCCUAAAUACGGACGUCUUGAUGGGUCUUCUUAAAAAGGUUCUUGCUCGACGAAGAGAUCUCAAAUUGAUUGUCACAUCGGCCACGAUGAAUUCAGAGCGCUUCUCGCGCUUUUUCGGUGGAGCGCCAGAGUUCAUCAUUCCUGGCAGAACAUUCCCCGUGGACCUUCACUUCUCCCGGUCCCCAUGUGAAGAUUACGUCGACAGUGCGGUCAAGCAGGUCUUGACCAUCCAUGUCUCGCAGGGCCCUGGCGAUAUUCUAGUUUUCAUGACUGGACAAGAAGAUAUUGAAGCAACUUGCGAGCUCAUUGAAGAACGAUUGAAUCUGCUCAACGAUCCGCCAAAACUCAGUAUCUUGCCAAUUUACAGUCAACUGCCGGCAGAGCAACAGGCAAAGGUCUUUGAGAGGGCAGAAAAUGGGGUUCGCAAGGUCAUUGUGGCCACCAACAUUGCCGAAACCAGUCUGACUAUUGACGGAAUCAUGUACGUUGUGGAUCCAGGAUACUCCAAGCUCAAGACGUACAACCCCAAAAUGGGCAUGGACAGUCUUCAAAUCACCCCGAUCUCCCAGGCCAAUGCCAAUCAGCGAUCUGGCCGUGCCGGACGAACUGGUCCCGGAAAAGCUUAUCGCUUGUACACCGAGUCGGCCUUUAAGAAUGAGCUUUACAUGCAGACAAUCCCAGAAAUUCAACGUACAAGUCUUGCAAACACAGUGUUGCUGCUGAAGUCUCUUGGCGUUAAGGAUCUUCUUGAGUUCGACUUUAUGGAUCCCCCUUCGCAAGAGGUCAUGUCUACCUCCCUGUUCGAACUCUGGGCUCUUGGAGCUCUGGACAACCUGGGUGAACUUACCCAACUGGGCCGCCGCAUGACACCCUUCCCCGCUGAUCCGGCGCUUGCCAAACUUAUCAUAAUGGCUUCCGAGGUGUACGGUUGCAGUGAGGAAAUGCUGACCAUCGUGUCCAUGCUCACAGUCCCCCAUGUCUUCUACCGACCGAGGGAACGCGAGGAAGAGGCCGACUCAGCGCAUGAAAAGUUCUAUGUUCAUGAAUCGGACCAUCUAACUCUACUCCAUGUCUUUACACAGUGGAAGGCUAAUGGUUGCUCCGACCGCUGGUGUACGCGGCACUUCCUUCAUGCGAAAAACUUGAGACAGGCCAAGGAAGUCCGUGAUCAAUUCCAAGAUAUUAUGACACAGCAAAAGAUGCCACUUGUCAGCUGCGGCACGGACUGGGAUGUUAUUCGCAAGUGCAUUUGCUCCGGCUUCUAUCACCAAGCGGCGCGACGAGGAGGUGGCAGUGGCAGUGAAAAAGAAUACCUCAAUCUUCGCACCAGUGUAUCUAUGUACCUGCAAAGGUCAAGUGCCCUAUCCGGGCUGAGUGAUGCGCCUCCAUUCGUUGUCUACCACGAGUUGAGGAUGACAGCCAGAGAGUACAUGUCUGUUGUGACGGCCGUCGAACCUGAGUGGCUUGCCGACCUCGGUGGUGUCUUCUAUUCCAUGAAAGAGAAAGGCUACUCUCAGCGUGACCGUCGCAUCAAAGAGCGAGAAAUCAAUAAAAGCAUGCAGAUCCAGCAAGAGAUGGCAGAUGCUCGUGCGAUUGCUUCUCGGGCUAAAGAGGCCGAGAAAGAAGUUGAUUCUACACGACGCAAGACCGAGAUCGAAGUUGGGGGAGCCCGGUCGGUUGUGCGUCGGCCUGCUGUUAUCAAGGGUGGCAAAAGGCCGAUUGGCGGGGUGACUGCUUCCUCAUCUCCCUCCCCUCGGCCUGAUGCUGGAAGCAAUGGCUCCGGAGGCAGUGUGGUGAAGAAGCCUAUCGGCCGGAGGAGGCCAGGACAAUUUUAAGGCAAUCGUCUGAUGGUAUUGGCUUGCACGACAUGCUGUUCACAUACAGCCGUACCAAAUCCAUACAAAUCACUUUUAGAAGCCUGGACUUCUGUUGCAAGCAUCCAGAGUCAUUGAAUAAGAUACCCAUCAUUCCAUCUCAACCCUUCUUCCACGAUCUACGUGUUGUUUAAUCGACCAGUGCAGUGCCAUUCUUCGAAACUCCAUGAUUCGCAUUGGUAUUUUAUACAAAAAGAGAUCAUUUAAAUUGGAAUUUCAGAGUCGGCAGAGACACAGCAGUAUACAUCUGCGAUUGGCGCUUAAGAAACCAGAACCAAGUUGAGCAUCAGAUAUCGAGGUUGUCCUGCCCUUUGUCGAACGGACCAGCGCCAGAAAAAGCGAAGAGCGAGUAUCUUAAUGCGAUGAAAAGGCCGAGUGAUUUAGUUGAUGAAGUUGAUGCAGAAGAAGUGUAGAAUCAGACUUCCAAAGAUAUAAUCGGCAAAAGCUCUAUUUAGUAAAAUCAGUACCCCGAGUCAGAACGAUCCAAAAACCAGUUCCGCGAUUAACUCACCUCUCGUGCGAGGUACCAGAGCCCUGAUU
Penicillium brasilianum is the source of this 3544-nucleotide messenger RNA. The record is from the annotation of a GenBank genome assembly. NCBI's taxonomy places the organism in Eukaryota, Fungi, Ascomycota, Eurotiomycetes, Eurotiales, Aspergillaceae.